GGGCGCCGAGGCCACACCCGCCGCCGGGCGCCGAGGCCACACCCCGCCGGGAGGGGGCGCCUCCUGCUGGGGGAGGUACCGCCCGCGGCGCCGCCGACCGCAGUCCAGCCGCAGCGCGCCCAACCAGGCCGCGCUCCUUCCGACGCCGGUCCCUGCUCGCCGCGCCCCUGCCGAGACCCCGCGCCAUGGCCGGCAUCGCGGCCAAGCUGGUGAAGGACCGAGAGACGGCCGAGGGGCUGGGCUCGCACGAGAAGUCCAUUAAGUACCUCAACCAGGACUACGAGGCGCUGCGGGACGAGUGCCUGGAGGCCGGGACGCUCUUCCAGGACCCCUCCUUCCCGGCCAUCCCUUCCUCCCUGGGCUUCAAGGAGCUGGGACCCUACUCCAGCAAGACGCAGGGCAUCGAGUGGAAGCGGCCCACGGAGAUCUGCAAUGACCCGCGGUUUAUUAUUGGAGGGGCCACCCGCACGGACAUCUGCCAAGGAGCCCUGGGUGACUGCUGGCUACUGGCGGCCAUUGCCUCCCUCACCUUGAGUGAAGAGGUCCUGGCUCGCGUCGUGCCCCUAGAGCAGAGCUUCCAGGACAGCUAUGCGGGGAUCUUCCACUUCCAGUUCUGGCAGUACGGCGAGUGGGUGGACGUGGUCGUGGACGACAGGCUGCCCACCAAGGACGGAGAGCUACUGUUUGUACACUCCGCGGAGGGCAGAGAGUUCUGGAGCGCACUGCUGGAGAAGGCCUACGCCAAGGUCAACGGCUGUUACGAAGCACUCUCGGGGGGCGCCACCACCGAGGGCUUUGAGGACUUCACGGGGGGCAUCGCCGAGUGGUACGAGCUCAGGAAGGCUCCUCCCAACCUGUUCAGGAUCAUUCAGAAGGCUCUGCAGAAAGGCUCCCUCCUCGGUUGCUCCAUCGAUAUCACCAGCCUGGCAGACUCCGAGGCCAUCACGUUCCAGAAGCUGGUGAAGGGGCACGCGUACUCCGUCACCGGGGCCGAGGAGGUUGAGAGUGGGGGAAGCCUGCAGAAGCUGAUCCGCAUCCGCAACCCCUGGGGAGAGGUGGAGUGGACCGGGAAGUGGAGUGACGGCUGCCCCAACUGGAACACUGUGGACCCCGAGGUGAGGGAGCAGCUGACCCAACGGCAGGAGGACGGGGAGUUCUGGAUGUCUUUCAGCGACUUCCUGAGACACUACUCCCGCCUAGAGAUUUGCAACCUGACCCCCGACACCCUCACCAGCGAAUCCUACAAGAAGUGGAAACUCACCAAGAUGGACGGGAACUGGAGACGGGGCUCCACCGCGGGAGGCUGCCGAAACUACCCGAACACUUUCUGGAUGAACCCUCAGUACCUGAUCAAGCUGGAGGAGGAGGACGAGGACCAGGAGAACGGGGAGAGCGGCUGCACCUUCCUGGUGGGUCUCAUCCAGAAGCACCGGCGAAGGCAAAGGAAGAUGGGCGAGGACAUGCACACCAUCGGCUUUGGCAUCUAUGAGGUCCCAGAGGAGAUGUACGGACAGACCAACAUCCACCUCAGCAGGAACUUCUUCCUGACACACCGAGCAAGGGAGCGGUCCGACACCUUCAUCAACCUGCGUGAGGUGCUCAACCGCUUCAAGCUGCCCCCGGGAGAGUACAUCCUGGUGCCGUCCACCUUCGAGCCCAACAAGGACGGGGACUUCUGCGUGCGCGUCUUCUCGGAGAAGAAAACCGACUACCAGGUUGUCGAUGACGAGAUCGAGGCCAACCUUGACAAGAUAGACGUCAGUGAGGACGACAUCGAGGACGGGUUCAGGAGGCUGUUUGCCCAGCUAGCAGGCGAGGACGCAGAGAUUUCCGCCUUUGAGCUGCAGACCAUCCUGAGGAGAGUGUUGGCCAAGCGCCAGGACAUCAAGUCGGAUGGCUUCAGCAUCGAGACCUGCAAAAUCAUGGUGGACAUGCUGGACUCAGAUGGUAGCGGGAAGCUAGGGCUGAAGGAGUUCUACGUUCUCUGGACGAAGAUCCAGAAGUACCAGAAAAUUUACCGGGAAAUCGACGUGGACCAGUCGGGCACCAUGAACUCCUAUGAGAUGCGGAAAGCAUUAGAGGAAGCUGGCUUCAAGCUGCCCCGUCAGCUCCACCAGGUCAUCGUUGCUCGCUUUGCGGACGAUGAGCUCAUCAUCGACUUCGACAAUUUCAUCCGCUGUCUGGUUCGACUGGAAACACUGUUCAGGAUUUUUAAGCAGCUGGACCCCGAGAACACCGGGACCAUACAGCUGGACCUCAUCUCUUGGCUCUGCUUUUCAGUCCUCUGAAGUCAUAACGGAUCCCCCUGAAGACAAGCAGCCGAGCACUAGGCCUCCACAGAGAAACUUUUUAUCUGGACCUUGCAAUUACGGGAACAUUUACUUAAACAGAUGAUUAUAGCUGAAAAUAAAGAUGCUUUUUGAGAUAGAACUUCCAGAUUUCAAAGUAAAAGAUUUGCAUAUCAUGAUAUUAAACGCCAGCGAGUCACUUAACCCUUGGUAAGCUCAAAGAAACUCUGAAAUCUGUUACCUAGUCUACUUUUACACACUUUCCCGUUUGUAGCAAUAUUCAACCAGGGAAACAACGCAGGGAGGUAUUUUAACAGCUGCCAUGAGUGAAGUUCGUCUCCAAGGACACAAGGACGCUGCUGGGAAUAUUUAAAGCAACUUCAGGUUUAAAAUUGCAGUGGUGACAUUGACCCAAGAGCAGCCCGUGUCCCCGGAGUAAAACGGAAAACAGGAUGCAUCGCGGAGGGGCCGAGAAGACCCCACUCCACCACGUGACUCGCCCGGGUACCCACGUGUCCUAGCCCAAACCCUGAGCAGCCUGCUCUCAGACGGGGAGCGUCCCAGCUGCUCAAGGGAGUUGGCUCUGGCUUAGCCACCUGAAGCGAGCACAAAUGCAGGGGCCCGGGUCCGAUCAUGGUCAAGGACAGAACCUGCUGUCUGCCGUCCGGACGUCACCCCGCCCUGCUUGUGCGUGGAGUCAGGAGGGACAUGGCGUGGGAGCUGGUCCCCUGGCUCCACCCUGGGAAAACGCUAGCAGCAUUAUGAAAAUACCGCCUACUUGCCUUAUCUUCUUCCGAAUGUGCUGUUAAUAAAGAGUCGCCCAGACAGUC
Molecule: messenger RNA, 3118 nt
Organism: Neomonachus schauinslandi (Hawaiian monk seal)
Lineage: Eukaryota; Metazoa; Chordata; Mammalia; Carnivora; Phocidae
Gene: CAPN2
Product: calpain 2
Exons: 21
Coding region: 186-2288 (700 amino acids)
Biological process (GO): proteolysis
Cellular component (GO): cytoplasm
Molecular function (GO): calcium ion binding; calcium-dependent cysteine-type endopeptidase activity
Source: RefSeq, a predicted model, not a curated record